Podarcis raffonei (Aeolian wall lizard) is the source of this 435-nucleotide messenger RNA. RefSeq names its product profilin-2-like. NCBI's taxonomy places the organism in Eukaryota, Metazoa, Chordata, Lepidosauria, Squamata, Lacertidae. Gene Ontology annotation, biological process: actin cytoskeleton organization; regulation of actin filament polymerization; positive regulation of actin filament bundle assembly. Gene Ontology annotation, molecular function: actin binding. The transcript has a single exon. Gene Ontology annotation, cellular component: cytoplasm. The coding region runs from base 1 to 435 and encodes 144 amino acids. The record is from RefSeq and is a predicted model, not a curated record.
AUGACUGUCUGGCAGAGGUAUAUCAACAGCAUCAUGAGAGAUGGGAUUUGCUGGGAUGCAGCAGUUGUCUCUAUAGCUCAACAGCAACUCCUAGGUGCUCACCAAAGUGGCAUAUUGACCAGAGUGACCAAGCCAGAGAUCCAAGCUCUCCUUGGUAGGAGCAGAGACAUCCUCCUCGCACAAGGGUUGACCCUUGGUGGGCUCAAGUGUCUGGUCAUACGUGACAACCUCUAUACUGAUGCCCAUCAAUACACCAUGGACCUCCGGACCAAGCUGUAUGGGGACAAUGGAGACAGCUGCAGCCAUGCCAUCACUGUAGUCCUGGUCAACCCUGUAUGCCUAAUACUCAUUGGCCGGAAAGGGGUUCAGGGAGGAACGCUGAAUAUGAAGGCUCUUCAGACUGCACGGGAUAUCAAAGACAACUUGCAUCAUUAA